Corylus avellana is the source of this 3415-nucleotide messenger RNA. Lineage: Eukaryota; Viridiplantae; Streptophyta; Magnoliopsida; Fagales; Betulaceae. The record is from RefSeq and is a predicted model, not a curated record.
UUCCCUCUUAAUUUCAAGCUAAACCAAAACCAUGGUGAUCAAAGAUAGGCAUAGGCUUCCUUUGUUUCUGCUCCUUUCGGUUCUUUUCCUAGCCCCGGUGUCUCUUUCUCUCGCUCAUGAGACUCUUGAGGAGCCGAGGUAUGAGCUGAGACAGAAAGACGACCGUGACCCUGAGAGCCCUCGGAGGGAGUUCCAGCAGUGCCAAGAGCGUUGCCGGAGGGAAGAGCGCGGACAGAGGCAGCAGCAACAGUGUCAGCAGCGCUGCGAGGAGCAGUUGAGGGAGCGGGAAAGACAGAGAGAGCGGGAGGUCGACGCUGUGAGUCAACAGGAUCCACGGCGGCAAUAUGAGGAGUGCCAGAGACUAUGUGAGAGGCAGGAGCCACGUCAGCAACAACAAUGCCAGAGAAGGUGCGAGCGAAAAUUUGAAGAGCAACGAGAAGGAGAAGGAAGAGGGCGCCGAGGUGGCAGCAGGGGCGACGACGAAGAGAACACGCGAGAGCCACGAGAACAGUUCCAACAAUGCCAGCAGCGUUGCCAGAGGGAAGCGCAAGGCCAGAGACAGCAACAACAAUGCCAAAGGAGGUGCGAGGAGCGUUAUGAAGAGGAACAAAGGAGGGAACAAGGACGCCAAGGCGGGAGAGACAAUAUUGAGGAGUAUACUAGAGACCCUCAACAGCAGUAUCAACAGUGCCAGCAACGUUGCGAGAGGCAAGAACAAGGCCAGCGCCAACAACAACAAUGCCGAAGGAGGUGCGAGGAACGUUAUGAAGAAGAACAAAGGAGGGAACAAGAACAAGGCGGGAGAGACAAUAUUGAGGAGUAUACUAGAGACCCUCGACAGCAGUAUCAACAGUGCCAACAGCGUUGCGAGAGGCAAGAACAUGGCCAGCGCCAACAACAACAAUGCCAAAGGAGGUGCGAGGAACGUUAUGAAGAGGAACAAAGGAGGGAACAAGAACAAGGAGAGGGCGGGAGAGACAAUAUUGAGGAGUAUACUAGAGACCCUCAACAGCAAUAUCAACAGUGUCAGCAGCGUUGUGAAAGGCAAGAACAAGGCCAACGCCAACAACAAUGUCAAAGGAGGUGCGAGGAACGCUACGAAGAGGAACAAAGGAGGCAGCGAGAACAAGAAGAGGGAGGACGCCAACGCGAGAGAGACAUUGAUCAGGAGCAUAUUAGAGACCCUCAACAGCAAUACCAGCAAUGCCAACAGCGUUGCCAGAGGCAAGAACAAGGCCGACAUCAACAACAAUGCCAGAGAAGAUGUGCAGAGCGCUACGAAGAGGAACAAAGGAGGGAACAAGAGCGAGAAGAAGGAAGAGACACUGAGGAGGAUACCAGAGACCCUCAACAACAGUAUCAACAGUGCCAGCAGCGUUGCCAGAGGCAAGAACAAGGUCAUCGCCAACAACAGCAAUGCCAGAGGAGGUGCGAGGAGCGCUACGAAGAGGAACAAAGGAGGGAACGAGAACAAGAAGAGGAAGGAGGACGCCAGCGCGGGAGAGACACUGAUCAGGAGAAAAAUAGAGACCCUCAAAAGCAAUAUCUGAAAUGCCAGCAGCGUUGCCUGAGCAGACAAGGCCAACGUCAAGAGCGAUGUCAGAGAAGGUGCGAGGAGCGCUACGAAGAGGAUCAAAGGAAGAAAGGAGGGGGAGAAAAAAGAGGGCAUGGUAAAUACAGUGAGGAGUGCACGCGAGACCCACAACAGCGGUAUGAGCAAUGCCAACAACAGUGCCAAAGGUAUCAGGGGGAUCAGGAGAAGCAAUUAUGUCGAAGAAGGUGCGAGCAACAGAGACAACAAGAAGAAAGAGAGCACCAACGCGGCAGAGACCAACAAGAUCCGCAACAGCAAUACCAGCAAUGCCAACGCCGAUGUCAGACACGAGAGCAAAGGCCAGAAAGACAGAGACAAUGUCAACAACGAUGCGAAGAGCAAUACCGGGAGCAGCAAACCAGAGAAUGGGGAGGAGAGGGAAACCCAUCCAAGCAAGCAAGACGCAGUGAAGAGCACAAUCCCUACUACUUUCACUCUCAGAGAUUCCAGUUAGUACACAGGUCCGAAGAAGGCUAUGUUAGGUCUCUUGAGAGGUUCACAGAGAGGUCUGAGCUCCUUAGUGGCAUUGACAAUUACCGCUUGGUCAUCUUGGAAGCAAAUCCUAACUCCUUUAUGCUCCCACACCACAAAGAUGCGGAUGCUAUUGUUAUUGUCGUAAUGGGAAAAGCGACCAUCAACUUUGUGCGUCAAGACAAGAGAAAUGAGAGAGAGUCCUUCAACCUCGAGUGUGGAGACGUGCUUAUGGUUCCUGCAGGGACUACUACUAUGGUUGCCGUUAACCAAGACAGUAAUGAAAAGCUACAAAUUGUGGUACUCGUCAAGCCCGUCAACAAUCCUGGCCAAUUUAGGGAAUACUUUGCAGCCGGUGCUCAAAAUCGUGAAUCAUAUUUAAGGGCAUUCAGCGAAGACAUCCUCGAAGCCUCUCUAAAUACCCCAAUAGAGAAGCUAGAGAGGGCGUUCCAGCAGCAGGAGCAGAGGCAGGGAGUAAUCAUCAGAGCCUCACAAGAGCAGCUGAGGGCAUUGAGCCAACGGGCCAUGUCGGCCGGCCGCCAAUCCUCUCGAGGUCCGAUCAGUCUAAGAAGCCUGAGCCCUUCCUACUCGAACCAGUUCGGGCAGUUCUUCGAGGCUUCUCCCGAGGACCACAGGCAACUCCAGGACAUGGAUGUCUUUGUCAAUUACGCCGAAAUCAAACAAGGAGCUGUUAUGGUGCCGCACUACAACUCGAGGGCCACCGUCGUCGUCUUCGUGGUAGAAGGAACCGGAAGAUUUGAAAUGGCAUGUCCACAUCUUUCAAGUCAGAGCCAGGAAAGCCGAGGGAGAAGAGAACAACAAGAAGAAGAGAGCAGUGGAAAAUUCCAGAGGGUCAGUGCUCGUUUGUCACCGGGUGAUGCUUUUGUAAUCCCGGCCGGUCACCCGAUUGCCGUAGUUGCCUCCGAAAGAGAGAACUUACGGAUGGUCGGGUUCGGAAUCAAUGGCCAGAACAACCAGAGGAACUUCCUCGCAGGGCAAGACAACAUAAUAAACCAGCUGGAGAGAGAAGCAAAGGAGCUUGCCUUCAACCUGCCACAAGAAGAGAUAGAGCAGAUAUUCGGAAGGCAGAGGGAAUCUUAUUUUGUGCCAAAGGAAAGGCAGAGCCAGCGGGGGCAGGGGAGAGACCACCCAUUGGCAUCAAUUUUGAACUUGGCCGGUUUCUUCUGAGGAUGGAGAGGGAAAUUGCACGUUAUGUAGUACGUAGUAUCUAAUAAUCUGAAAAACUUUAUGUUAAAAGUUUUCGAGUAGUCAAUGGCAUGAGCUUUUGUAUGUAUUUAAGCUUAAGCUUUUUAGUAUGAAUGAAAUAAAAGAGAAGAGUUCGUGUGCCCA